Molecule: messenger RNA, 508 nt
Organism: Cutaneotrichosporon oleaginosum
Lineage: Eukaryota; Fungi; Basidiomycota; Tremellomycetes; Trichosporonales; Trichosporonaceae
Source: RefSeq, a predicted model, not a curated record
GUUCGUGAUCAGCUGCUCUCGCACAUGCACAUGCCAAGCCCACGGCAGAGUACAUAUGUCUACCCGGCCGUGCGUUCCUCGCCACUUUCCCAAGCACGAUGCCCUCCGUCUCCACCCCUGCCCAAGUCUCCGUCCCACCGCCCAACACCGGUGCGACGCACACUCCCGCACCUGUGUCGCCAACCACCACCACCGCCGCCCACCCCGCCACACCAUCUCUCCACGACCGCGUCAUGGCGGACGCCCACGCCCAGGCUGCACAGGGUGCGUUCUCGUCCACGCCGUACUUGACGGCAGAGCGCUACCGCCGCCUCUCGUGGGACUUUGAGCAGCGCCGCGGCUCCAACCCCCUCUCGCGGGGGAUCAACCCGUGAUGGCGCGACGAGACGCCCCAAGUCGACGAACUGCACGAUGGGCUCCACAGCGAACCGGAUGUCGUCCUUAGUCACGAUGCGAAUGCGAAUGCGAUGCGAAUGUUUACAUGCACAUGAUACACUACUAUAUACAA